Molecule: messenger RNA, 2476 nt
Organism: Trichechus manatus latirostris (Florida manatee)
Lineage: Eukaryota; Metazoa; Chordata; Mammalia; Sirenia; Trichechidae
Gene: OTUD5
Product: OTU deubiquitinase 5
Exons: 10
Coding region: 1-1545 (514 amino acids)
Biological process (GO): protein deubiquitination
Molecular function (GO): cysteine-type deubiquitinase activity
Source: RefSeq, a predicted model, not a curated record
AUGACUAUUCUCCCCAAAAAGAAGCCGCCGCCUCCCGACGCCGACCCCGGUCCGUUACCGGGACCGCCAGGUGCGCUUCACCGUUGGGCGCUGGCCGUGCCGCCCGGCGCUGUGGCGGGUCCUCGGCCGCAACAGGCCUCUCCACCUCCAUGCGGAGGCCCGGGAGGUCCCGGUGGUGGUCCCGGCGACGCGCUGGGAGCAGCGGCAGCGGGCGUGGGUGCGGCGGGCGUGGUGGUGGGCGUGGGCGGUGCUGUAGGCGUGGGCAGCUGCUGCUCCGGGCCGGGGCACAGCAAGCGGCGGCGUCAAGCCCCUGGGGUUGGGGCGGUUGGCGGAGGUAGUCCUGAGCGUGAGGAGGUCGGCGCAGGCUACAACAGUGAGGAUGAGUAUGAAGCGGCCGCAGCACGUAUCGAGGCCAUGGACCCUGCCACCGUUGAGCAGCAGGAGCACUGGUUUGAAAAGGCCCUGCGAGACAAGAAGGGCUUCAUCAUCAAGCAGAUGAAGGAGGACGGCGCCUGUCUUUUCCGGGCUGUAGCUGACCAGGUGUAUGGAGACCAGGACAUGCAUGAGGUUGUGCGAAAGCACUGCAUGGACUAUCUGAUGAAGAAUGCUGACUACUUCUCCAACUAUGUCACAGAGGACUUCACCACCUAUAUCAACCGGAAGCGGAAAAACAACUGCCAUGGCAACCACAUUGAGAUGCAGGCCAUGGCAGAGAUGUACAACCGUCCUGUGGAGGUGUACCAGUACAGCACAGAACCUAUCAACACAUUCCAUGGGAUCCAUCAAAAUGAGGAUGAACCCAUCCGUGUAAGCUACCAUCGGAAUAUCCACUACAAUUCAGUGGUGAAUCCCAACAAGGCCACCAUUGGCGUAGGGCUGGGCCUGCCAUCAUUCAAACCAGGGUUUGCAGAGCAGUCCCUGAUGAAGAAUGCCAUAAAAACAUCAGAGGAGUCAUGGAUUGAACAGCAGAUGCUGGAAGACAAGAAGCGGGCCACAGACUGGGAGGCCACCAAUGAGGCCAUUGAGGAGCAGGUGGCUCGGGAAUCCUACCUGCAGUGGCUGCGGGAUCAGGAGAAACAGGCCCGUCAGGUCCGCGGCCCCACCCAGCCCCGGAAAGCCAGCGCCACAUGUAGUUCAGCCACAGCAGCAGCCUCCAGUGGCCUGGAGGAGUGGACCAGCCGGUCCCCACGGCAGCGGAGUUCAGCCUCGUCUCCUGAGCACCCCGAGCUGCAUGCCGAGCUGGGCAUCAAGCCCCCUUCUCCAGGCACUGUCUUAGCUCUUGCCAAACCUCCUUCACCCUGUGCACCAGGUACAAGCAGCCAGUUCUCGGCCGGGGCUGACCGGGCCACCUCCCCCCUUGUGUCCCUCUACCCUGCUCUGGAGUGCCGGGCCCUCAUUCAGCAGAUGUCCCCCUCCGCCUUUGGUCUGAAUGACUGGGAUGAUGAUGAGAUCCUAGCAUCGGUGCUGGCAGUAUCCCAACAGGAAUACCUAGACAGUAUGAAGAAAAACAAAGUGCACAGAGACCCACCCCCAGACAAGAGUUGAUGGAGACCCAGGGACUGGAGACCGUCUCCCAACCCCACCACUCCUGCCCUCUGGUGCCACCCCACCUUCUUCGGCUUUCUUCCCUCUUGCCUUCUUUCCUUCUCCCUCUUGCCCCUCCUUUUCCUUCCACCCACUUCCCUCUGGCUGGCCCACCCCUGCGCCCCCUCUCAUCGCUGCCACCACCACCACCACCUGUCUCUCCGCCAGCUGACGUGCCCUGUUGCCCCCUGCACAGCAUCAUCCCUGCAUUCCACAGGGGACUCGGGCAAGGGUGCCGAAGGUAGGCGAGAGGCACACAGACAAACCACCUGGCAGCCAGGCAGCCCCAGAGGAGAGACAUUCAGACAGAGGAAAGUCUUCCUGCUCCUCAUUCCUCCCAAGAUCAGAAAAACUUGUCCCCUCCCCCAAAAUGAUGCCAGGGAGGUGGGGGAGAGAAGUGGGAAAUCCCCUUCCCAGUACCCCAAGAAUGUCUGAGCCUUCAUUGUUGAAUUUUUCUUUAUUAAAGUGUACUUUUAUCUUAUAAAAUCAACCGAUCAAAAAUUACCUAGACAACAGUAUUGGCUCUGUGAAGAUGGCAUCUCUCUGGUUUAGGGGACAGGCAGGCCAUGGGGUAUGGAGGGGGCACAGUGGUGUGGUUCUGGCCUCCAGCUCUAUGGGGGUGUGUGUGAGCUGGGGUGGGAGUGGGUGAGCACGUGUCAGACUGGCUUUGGACAAUGAGACUGACCUCGCUGCAUUCCUUUUGCUUCCACUACUACCAGUCUCUUUGGAAUCUCGGGGUGGGGGGAGCAUCCUUGGGGAUCAUAGCCGCCACCCAGGAUUUGAGCAUGGGGAGUGGGAGCAGCCUUGGCAGAUGGGGCACCUGUGCUCUGCAGGUGUUGACAAGAUCCGCCAUCUGUAACGUCCUUGGCUCAAUAAAACCAAAUGUCAGUUU